CCUGAGAGGAGGGAGGGGAAUGGAUCUUUUCUGUGUGAGACGCCGGCACUACCUCACACUGCUCCUCACCACCUGUCUUUGACUUAGUGAGCACAGACGGGACAGAGAGGAGGGCUGCACUGCUUACUCUGUCUGUUUAUCUACCAGCAGUCUUUUUUUUUUUAAAACAUUUCCCCCACCCCUCUGGCUGUUUUCUUCCUACCUGUGGUGCUUCGAUGCAGAAGUGAAAGACAGGGGGAACGUUGCUCCUCGGCCAGUGAGAGCUCUGAUGGGAGGCAGCUUUGACUCUGGCUGGGACUGGGGAUGCUGAACGGAGGGAGGGAGGGCCUCUUUGAGCUGGGACAGCAGCUCCAGCAGCAGGGGGAGUACCAGGCCGCCCUCCACUGCUUCCUCAGCUGCCUGUUGGGACUGACCCAUGUGCAGAGCUUCACCUCUCUGCCCAACUGCCUGCACCAGAUUGCUGAACUGUUCAUCACUGAAAAGAACUAUGGGAAGGCCCUCCAGUUCAUCCAGGCAGAGAAGAUGUUCUACGAAGUGGCGUUGAUCGAGCUCACCGCUCUUCAGGGAAGCCCAGGGCCUCAGGAGGAGGCCACCCUGGGCUCUGCAGGAUGGACAACUCCAGAGGAACUUUCAGAGCAGGCCUCUCAAGCGCAGCACCUCGAGCGGCUGGCUCAGCUCUGCAUCAUGAGCAAACAACCUCAUCUUGCCCUGGAAUACAGCGGCAAGGCUACAAAGAUUCACCAGAGGACCUUCGGUAAUGACCACCCAAUAACAGCCAGGAGCCUGGAGCUCAUGGCAACCGUCUACGCUGAGAUCGGAAAGACUGAAUAUUCAGAUUCUCUGGGCCAGUGCGUGUCGGCGCUGUCCAAACGCUUCGCCGCUGCAGAGACCCUCAGAGACACGGUCAACUGUCUUCCUCAUUCCCACCGCGAGAAAACCUCCGAGGUGCGUCACAGAAAAGAAGCCCACCACCAACAGGAGGACGCACUGAAACCUAAGGUAGCCAGUGUCAAAGUCCCUACCUCCAUUCUAAAGAGGCCAAAUCCCAACUAUGGUUUGGACACAGAGCCCAGCCACAGACGGAAAGGCGAGCGCAGGGUUCGAUUCAGGGAGCCAGAGACCACAGUACAUGACAUUUACUGUGACCCUUUAGGUGCCUAUGAGACGACGUCGGCCCGGCCCCAUCUUGCCCUGUUCACCUGCCUCUUCCUGCUAAUGUCAUUCCUCGGCGUGGCGAUGUACUGCACCGAUCGCCGGCGGCCGCAGAGAGCAUGCGAGGAGCUGGAGGCCGCUUUGGCCGUCUACCUGGUGCACAUGAAGCAGCUCCUGUGGGGCUGCUGGAUAUGGCUGACCAUGCAGUGACUGUGACACACCACAGAUGAAGACAUGGAGCUUAUGUUUUUUUUUUUUAUUUCCUUUCUUUAUAUCUCUGAAGGUACCCAGGCCCAUAAACAGACUAGCAAUCUCGGAAGGCUAUGCCACGGCGCAUUUCUCUCUCUGAAAAGGGAAUAUGUAAUCCCAGAAAGAUGUAGCAUUCAUGUCUGUAUGUAUAUAUCGGUAUAUAUGCACUACAGUUUGGAAAUGCCACUCCAUAUAUAAACUGCAAAAAAUAUUUGCACAUUUGCAACAAUAAUGCUCACGUAAUCCCCACAAUGGUUUGAUUCUUGAGUUCAGGUUAAAGUCUUUUGCCUGUGAGAGGACGUUUCCAAGGAAUGCAAAUAUUUAUUUUAUUACAGAACACUAUUUGUGUAUGUUCUAUAUCACAAACAACUGAAUGUGUAUAUAUGUCUCAAUAUACUAAGGUCUAUCGCUAUCAGUAUUUAGCCUUGUAAUUCCAUAUUAAAGAAUGUACAGAUGUUUGAAAAUGUUGCAACUGUGCCCGUCUGCAGGGCAAAGGGUCGGUUGUUUGGCGUUAUUCUGUUAGAGAGUGAACACAGGGCUACAUCACUUCACAGUACGGGGUUAAAUGAGACGGAAAACACGUUGUUCUUUCUCGACUGUCUGUUCCUUCCAGAAUAUAACAUUUGUAGCACAUUAUAGUUAUUGAAAGAGCAUAGACUCAAACUACAAUGUCUUGCAAAAGCCUGUUUGUUCUCUUUUUGUCAGGUUUUAUCUGUUUAUUGGAAUUGUGAAAGACAGACCGACGCAAACUAGUGCAAAAAAGAGAGAAAAGAGAAUAAUGCUGGAUUUUUUUUAGAGGUAUCAGUGUGACAGAGGCUGAAUGAAUACCAAUGAGGUCAAAUGUAUACCUCACCAUUCCAUGUAUUAAGCUUAUUUUUAUCUAAGUUGAGCAUGCACAAAUUUAUGUUUUUGCAUGCAUUCAGCUCCUUUCACUCUGGUUACCCCUACAUGAAACCCAGUGCAACCAAUUCAGACUGACUCUCACUUUUACCAUUUUUUAUUUUCCACCCACCUCACAAUUAUCCUCUAUUUUAUGUUGAUCUGUUGUGUAAAAUCCCACCAAAAAAGAAUUAAAGAUUGAACCUGUCCAGUGACAUAUUUUUUUCCCUUUUGGGGUGAGGGGCUGAAUGCUUUUGCAAGGCAAUGUAUAUGAAGGCUGAUAGUUUAAUAAAUCCCCCUCUCUCAAUUGCCUGAUACCCCUAACCCUCGAACCCCACAUUUAUACGUCUGUCUCCUACUGUUUGUCUGCAUCAACGUAAGAAUCCAAAAUGUUUAUUUAAUUUUUUUAAUUUUUAUUUUUUUUACUGUCUUGAGACAUUUAUAUUUUCAGCUGAAAUUGGUUUAGUUGUGAUUUCAAAUUCCAUCCUGUUUGUAUUUGGAUGAGAAGGAAAAACCCGAAACAAUCGAGGCCAAACACAGAGCCAUAUGCGAGCCAGUUACUGGAUUUAUUGUAGGUAUGAGUCAAACAUGAGUCCCUUUAUUGAAUGAAGCAAAUAAAUUCAGAAAAGCAGCCAAACUUGCACACAAAUGGACUCUAAGGGCAGAGUGUUGCACAUCCAACAUACCUCUUGUUAUGAGCAAUAACACACACAGCACAGUUCGCAUUAAAACAGUGCUCUCUGUAUGACAGGUUUCAGGGAACUUAACAUGAUCGUGUUUGAUUGUGGAGAUCUCACAUUUGAAUUUCGAAGCAAUGUAUGGCAAAGCAAUUCCCGCUUAGAGGUGGGGAAAAAAGAACAACAAACCCACAGCUCCGUACUGUCAACCUAAAUUGUCAUUAGCAAUAAAAAGGAUUCCCAGUAAACCCACAUCUUGUAUGUGCACACUUAGCUGCUUUUUACUGCUGUCUGAACAUUUAUGGUCACUUUGAAAGAAGUGCCUUUACAGAGGGUUUUCUUAGUUCCUGUUGUUUUACGGUUUCAAUUGUUUUGAAUAAAACUGUCAUUGCCUAUCAAAGUUACGGUA
Molecule: messenger RNA, 3366 nt
Organism: Fundulus heteroclitus (mummichog)
Lineage: Eukaryota; Metazoa; Chordata; Actinopteri; Cyprinodontiformes; Fundulidae
Gene: c19h14orf180
Product: chromosome 19 C14orf180 homolog
Exons: 10
Coding region: 304-1362 (352 amino acids)
Biological process (GO): positive regulation of Golgi to plasma membrane protein transport
Cellular component (GO): plasma membrane; trans-Golgi network; transport vesicle
Molecular function (GO): connexin binding
Source: RefSeq, a predicted model, not a curated record